AUGGAGAACCUCCUCAUCCCGCUCUUCAAUCUUCUCCUAUUCUUUUUACUUUCCUCCCACGCCAUUAAGGUUGAUCAGUCCACUAUUAACGACGAGUACAGCUACGUUCAAUGCCUCCGCAACCACUCUGUUCCCUCCAAACAACACUUCAAUCCCCAAUCCGCUUUCUACAACCAAUACUUCUCCUCCGUCCAAAGCAGCCGCACCCUCCUGAACUCCUUCAAACCGCUUCUCCUCUUUGUCCCCACCAUCGAAACCCACGUCCAAGCCGCCGUUCUCUGCUCUCGCAGCCUCGCCAUCCCUAUCCGCACCAGCAGCGGUGGCUAUGACGAUGAUGAUCUGUCCUUCGUUCCCACCUCCGGCCGAUUUGUGCUUAUUGACCUCCAAUUCCUCUCUUCCAUCAGCAUUGAUACACAUUCCCCCACAGCCUGGGUGCAUGCCGGAGCCACUCUCGGCGAGCUCUACUACGCCAUCGCCAACCAUAGCAGAACUGUCGCCUUCCCCGCCGGCCCCUCGAGCGACAACGUGGAAGACAUCCGAUUCGUGGUGGGAAGCGGAGAAAUAAAGAAUCGAGGAACCAUGGGCGAAGAUCUAUUCUGGGCGCUGAGAGGCGGAGGAGAGACGAGCUUUGGGGUGAUUCUGGCUUACAAGCUGAGGCUCGUUGCUGUUCCGAGUAAGGUAACUGUUUUCACAGUCUCAAGAACUUUAGAGGAGGAAGCCACAAAGGUGGUGGAUAAAUGGCAGCGAAUGGCUUAUAAGGCGGACAAGAGGCUGUUCAUAACAACGAUAUGGAAGGUUUUGGGAAACGAUUGCGAAGCUGAUGGUCAGAAUAAGAUUAAGAGACUACAGGUUUCUUUCAACUCCUUGUUCCUUGGAGACAAGAAAGAGUUGCUCCUCAUAAUGAAGAUUUUUUUUCCCGAACUCAAGUUGGCGGCAGAGGAUUGUGCAGAAAUGACCUGGAUUGAGUCGGCCCUCUACUUUGCAGGAUAUCAAGGAAAGCCUUUGAGCAGCUUACUGGAGAGAGAUUCUCCCCUGAACUACAGCUCCACGGACAAACCCGACUUCUUACCACAAAGCUUCCACUCGGAAGGAUGGUUUCUAUUGGAUCUUUUGUUGGCUUUCAAUGAAUCUUUGAGGUUUCCUUGGCGGUGUGUUUCUUUUUGGAAUUCCAUUGUGUGA
This is a messenger RNA of Phalaenopsis equestris, 1179 nucleotides long. Its product is annotated as berberine bridge enzyme-like 15. The coding region runs from base 1 to 1179 and encodes 392 amino acids. The record is from RefSeq and is a predicted model, not a curated record. The transcript has 4 exons. Gene Ontology annotation, molecular function: FAD binding. NCBI's taxonomy places the organism in Eukaryota, Viridiplantae, Streptophyta, Magnoliopsida, Asparagales, Orchidaceae.